AUGUUGAAGCACGCCAUGAUGGAGCACUGCCUGUUCAAGAACACGUCGACGAAGCAACACACGGUGAAGCUCGCCACGACGAAGCACGAAACACUCCGCGAUGAAGCAUUGCACGACCAAGGCAUUCCCGAUGAAGCACCGCCUGCGAAGCCCUCGCCGUCGAAGCACCUCGCGGGGAAGCCGGCCACGACGAGGCCCACUGCCGCGAAGCUCGCCGCCUAUGCUAAGGAGACCGAGCAGGUUGCGAUCCGCACCCUCGCCUCACUCGGCGACACUUGCCACCCAGACAAGACUGGGCGCUUUUCGGCCGGCAAGAUGGUUACGGUGACGCUGGCGCUCGGAUACCAAGCAUCGGAGGCCCCGUCGGCGUGGAUGGACAUCGCCAAGAAUCACCAGCAGUGGGCCGGAGGGUCGCAGAGAUCGCUGUUGUUCACUCACCUGGUGGCCGAGGCGAACAAGCUCGCGCCCUCGAACGGGGGCGUGGCCACGCAGAUGUCGGAAUGGAUUGCGGCCCCCAUUGCCAAGCAGGCCAACGAACUCGCGUUCCGCAUGAAGUCAGAGGACGCAGGCAAUUUACAGGUCGCGCAGUCCGCCGCCAUGGAGCGGCGCGUGGUCAGCCGAGCCGAUGCCGCCAAGACGCCCCAGAUCGCCGACAUGCGCAGUCAGGACGGCCCCGCGAUCAAGCGGCCCACGCCUCUUCGGAGAGGCGCGGGGGCGGGCGCGGGCGCGGGCAUGGGCGCGGGCGCGGGCGUGGACGUGGACGUUGGCGCGGGCGCGGGCGCGGUUGUGAGCGCGGGCGUUGGUGCGGGCGCGGGUUCGGGCGCGGGCGUGGGCGCAGUUGCGGGCGCGGCUGCUGGUGCGCGCGUGGACGCGGGCGCGGGCGUGGGCACGGGCGCGAUGGCGGUGGGGGCCGUGCAGAUCCGCACCCGCAAGCCAGCGGACACGGCAACACGGGCGGCCGCAGGGAGAGGCUCUCCGAACCGUCCAGGCCAGCAGCCGCCGUCGCUGCUCCGCCCGCCGCCGCCGCGGCAGCGGGCCCCGCAGGGGGCCGCAUCGGCCAAGACAGGGGGCCGAGCCGUCGGGCCCCACCUCCGUGCGGGGGGCGGCACGCGCCAGCACCUCCCGCCAUUAGUGUGCCGCGCGACGCCGGUGGCGACGCCGACGCUGCGCGGCCCGGGCCGCGGGGUCAGCAGCCGCCGCGCCAUCGCGGCCAACACCGGGAGGCUCAGGAGGCGCGCCGCGCCCAGCAGCGCCGCCGGCAGUGCAGCCUGGCCACCCCCGCAGGCGAGGAUCGCCGCGGAGGUGGCAGAGCGGGCGACCGCUGCCACCGUGCGCCUUGGGCGCCUGCGCAGCCGUGGCGCUGCGGACCGCCGCCUCGCCGAGGAGGGCGGCAUCCGAGAGCUGGCAGGGCCCCUCCAGGUGGCCAAGCACACCAGCAAGACCGACUGCUGGGUGGUCGUGGCUGGUGAGGUGCUCGACGUGACCUCGUUCCUGAGCCAGCACCCUGGAGGCGAGCUGGCCAUCCUCACGUUCGCCGGCAAGGAUGCCACCGAGGAGUUCAACAUGAUCCACCCUCCGGAC
This is a messenger RNA of Prorocentrum cordatum, 1581 nucleotides long. The record is from the annotation of a GenBank genome assembly. NCBI's taxonomy places the organism in Eukaryota, Dinophyceae, Prorocentrales, Prorocentraceae.